Messenger RNA from Ectocarpus sp. CCAP 1310/34, 2801 nucleotides. Lineage: Eukaryota; Phaeophyceae; Ectocarpales; Ectocarpaceae. The record is from the annotation of a GenBank genome assembly.
CACGACCUCCAACCUUCACCUCUGGUCUUUCUCUCUGCCUAUCCGACGCUAGCAAGAACCCCUCACGCCUCUUGCAUCUAACUUCGCCAAACAUCAACAAGAAGAGUCCACGGUUCUCCAGACAGAGUCUAAAUCUUUCCUGCGAGUCGGAGACCACCGCCCAUCCGAUAUCCGACACGUCGGAGACCACCGCCCAUCCGGCAUCCGACAUCCGACACACACCGGGCCGCUCGAACCUCAGAUCAGCAAGCAACCAAGCAGAGUACCGUAAGCAUGGGCCUCACCAUCAGCAGCAGGAGUCCGGCCAUGGCAUACUCAGAAGGGGGCAUCUGGUGCAGCACGUUCGACGAGAUGGGACGACGCUGCUGGGUUAACAACGUGACGGGACAGAGGACCUACCAGUUUAUCCGAGGGAGGCCCGUGAUCCCCACUCAGCCGGCGGUGUCGUCGCUGUACGUCGUCCAGCAGAGUCCAAUGCCAGGCCCACACACCGCGCCCUGGGGUCUGCCGUCGCCAGGCUACCCUGCGCCUCCGCCGCCCGCUGCGGCCAUGGUCCCGUGCCAAGCGGGUUAUGGCGACGGUGCCCCCCCCGUCACUCCCGCGGGGAAUGGGGGCCUGGGCCAGCACCUGCAGAAGUACUACCUGAGGCCUUCUUCGGAACGUUCGUGGAUGUGGAACCGCAAUCAGGGCCAAUGAUGGAUGGGCAUCACCACCCGUACGCGCAGAUGUGGGACAAGUCACAGAGCCCACGAUCAACGUUGCACGGGGGGCAUCGUAGACGGGAUGUUGCCCGUUCUACCCUCACCUAGGAGGUUUACUCCGGCUUGGGGCGGGGUGGAACGUAUGUACAGUAAUAGGGCGCCAACAGACGGAAAAGCUCGGGACGGUAGCAUUUAAUUGUAAAUAAUUUUUUCUCACGCGGAAUAUCUGCCGUAAGGCUGGGUGAACCACUUGCGAUGUUUUAUCUCCUGAUAGGAUUCGGUGAAGCACUAUUUUUGAAGUAGACUCGUGUUGUUGUGGUGUAGGUCGGCGAAGUGGUUUGCGUUGGCCCUGUGUGUGGGGGGGGGUCUUGGGUUUUUGCGCGUACGCGGGAUCGGUAGCAGUGCUUUGGCCACAACAAAUCUGUAGUAUGUAUAUGUUGUUUGCGUAGCUGGCGCUCGGGCGCAAAUGCGAUGGUGCCUUAAGGUCCAAGGACGGUGGCAUGACUGCUACGGCCUGUCAAGCCGCUCUCCACUCUGGUCGCCAGGUUGAUAUGUUGCUGCUAGGAACCAGAUUGAUUUGUACAUAUUUAGACGAGAGCGGCUUGGUUUGAGGGUGGGCGUUUGUCUGGUAGCUCUCGCAACUCUCUUGUACUCUCCAGUGACGAGGAAUGAUGCAUGCCCGGGAUAUCCCGCCUGUCUCACGAAGUGCUAAAUUUGGCCAUGCAGUCUACACUUGCAUAUAUCAGCCCUAUUUUAGGGAUGCUCACAGGAGCAGGGGCGGGGAAAAAGGGGGACAGGGGUAGUGGAGGGGCUCAUAUUGUGUGUGCGUGCUUGUAGGAAAUGCUGUACGGUACAUAGCAAAUGAGUCGGGUGUGUAUUCAAUGGAUCACCGCCGCGAGGGGGACAGAUGGAGGAGUAUGUUUCGGCCUUGCUCGUCUUGUGGAUGGGUUCUGCGCCGUGGAUCGAGUAGAUAUGGGUUGGUUGACAUUGAGUCACAAGUUCUGCUGUGCUUUGAACCCCCCAGAGAAACGGGAUAGAGAGGAACAUAGUAUACCGCUCCGGGACAAGUUGUUCUUUCGGGAGUGCAGGCUGUGCUUCAUGUCCGUAUGGCCAGGCUCGGCUGUUUGUUGUUUUCGUCCACCGCGUCUUAUAGCGCGAUCGAGCCGAAGACGUAUCAUGUAAAUGCUGCUGUUGGAGCCAGGCUUAUGUAGGUAAAAUGCAUGGGCGCGCAUGAAAGGGUGUAUGUAAGGGGGGAGGGAGUACAAGCCACCCUUUGUUUUCGGUUCCAGGUGUUGUUAUGGAAUCGUGAACCACACCCUUUUGGUGGGAGUAUUUACGGUGAAAAUUAGGGGCUGGUUUUCAGCCUAGAGAAGCUCGGCUGUUGUCACUCAAACAGAGCUUGGCUGAUGGGCCGGAGUGAUGUAGAAAUUGUAGACUCGCGUGUUGUGGUUCGUAGCUUUAAGUACUACUGUGGAGUUGAAUCGUGCAAGUCGAAGUUGCGGCGUUGCGAAACCUAGCGUUGCCUACGGUUCUCGCGUGCUGCAGCUGCGUUGCUUGGCCCGGCGCCGAUCCACUAGCGGUAGACUAGAUGUAAGUAUUCAGAGCUGUAUAAAGUAAGGGCGACGGACACUUCUCCCUUCCCUUGGUGAACAACAAAAUGUCACGUUCGUGUGGUAGGCGGCCGGGUUUAAGUACGCACGACUCGAGCGGUGUAAGUAACCGUAAAGUGUUGGUACCACCCUCUUUUUUUUGUACGCUCUCGGCGAUGCGAUGGAACAAACGCUUACGGUCACCGUCAACGGAACGCCCGUCCGGUUUUCCGUCGUACCGAGGUUGUUGAAGGAAAACCCGCGAGAAUAUUUUGCCUCGUGGUGAAGACCAUACGUCAUGCCCAAGUGGUUCGUAGUUUCGUCCAAAGGGGUUGGCGGCGUGUGGAGGGAUUAUCUGAAUAUCAAAAGGGAUGCCCGAGAGCGCCGGUGGUACCUAGAUGUAAACAACGGUUGGUGGGUUCUGUGUGGUGAGAUGGUCGUAACCUUCGACCACCCCACCAAACGCCGUAAGUACUUGGAUGGAUUUUGGAUUGGUUGGGGCGUGGCGCGU